AUGCUUUUUAUUUGGUAUAAACCCGACUUUUUUUUGCAUGGCCAAAAUUUCGGCGGGUAUCGCUACCCCCAAAUUUUUUUUAAGCGUUUGGCUGGGCAAAAAGGAGCGUUUUACGCUUUUAUUCCCGAAAUUAAAGGUAUUAACGAUUUUGUCGAUGUAAAAGUCGUAGUACAGGGUUAUUGUUUGUACCUUUUUGUCCUUGUUAGGAGCACGGGCGAAACCGCCCGGCAAAAAGCGGGGAGCGUUAAAUGCACGGGCGAGACCGCCCGGCAGAAAAGGAGGAAGGGGGCGCUGGCAGCCAGCCGGGCACGGACCCCCCGGGGAUAUGCCGGCGAGCUACCGGGCUUUUCCGUUAACGAAAUAAGCUUUAGCUUUUUAAGGGUUUUUUCGAAGGUUAAGUAUUACAACUUCGUGCGUUUUAAAAUCGAAAUAAGCUAUAAUUGCUAUUAUAAUUUUAAAGCUUUUGGUUGCAAGCGUAACAACGUAAGUUUUUUCCAAACCGUUAGGUUAUUAAUUACCUUUAAUUACCGCGCGGGAUUUAUAAUUUGUAACGUAACCGUUUUCGUCGAAUUUAUAGGCUAUUACGCUUUAAUAUUUUCGUUACGGCAAUUGCAAUUAUUUCCAACGUUUUUAAUUUUCGGUUUGGAAACGUUAAACGCUAUUGUUAAGCCCGCGUUAAAAAAAAAGGCUUUGGGCGAAAGCAAAAGGCCCGUCCUUUUACGGGGUUGGCUUUUGCCCCUUUUAACCGGAGGAAAAAGGGAAGGCGGCGCUUUUUGCUCGUUUGGGUUUGCUUUGGACAAACCUUUAAAAGCUUUAAACGCUUUUGGUAUCGCGAUUGGGGGCGCCGCAAAAGUGCCGUUUGUGGUUGCGAUUGGCAUAUCCGGUUUUGGGCAUUUAAAAUUAGGAAUUUGUUUUUCCGGUUGGAAAAGCCCCAGCGCAUUAGCAAUUCCUUUUUGGGUUGCAAGCGGGUUUUUCGUUUCGUUAUAUUUAACCAACAAAUUGCUUGGUAAUUUAUUAAAUAUCCAACCCCGGAUAAGCUUUGCACCCGUAAGCGUAAAUGCCGUUCCAAUCCGGUUUUAA
Molecule: messenger RNA, 1080 nt
Organism: Gaeumannomyces tritici R3-111a-1
Lineage: Eukaryota; Fungi; Ascomycota; Sordariomycetes; Magnaporthales; Magnaporthaceae
Exons: 11
Coding region: 1-1080 (359 amino acids)
Source: RefSeq, a predicted model, not a curated record